AUGCGGACCCUCCUCCGCGCGCUCGUGCUCGCUCUCUUUCUCAGACGAGCCCAGGGCGUGUGUACGCCCGACGCUGCCCUGAUUGUCGCUGACCCAGUCUUCACGCGGCGCACCAUUGUCACCAACGAAGCCAAGGGUGCGAGGUGCGCACAAGCAGCCGAUCUGGACGGCGACGGCUUGCUUGACAUCGUCUCGGCCUCUUCGACGGACAACACCGUCGCGUGGUACAAGAACCUCGGAGGUGACGCGUGGUCGGGCAAAAACGACAUCACGUACUCGUCCAACGGCGCUCGCAUCGUGGACACGGGAGAUGUGGACGGUGAUGGGGAUGUAGAUGUGGUGGUUGCGUCGUACUACGAUGACGCAGUCAGAUGGAUCGAGAACGACGGGACCGGCGUGUUUACCGAGACUCACCUCAUCACCACCAGCGCCGUGAACGCGCAGGGCGUGGAGCUCGCCGACCUUGAUGGAGAUGGCGAUCUCGACGUCAUCUCGGCCUCGUCCGGCGACAACACUGUAGCAGUUUAUCUCAACAUCGGAGUCGACGGCUCCUUCUGCGAGAUAAAGCGCAUCGUCGAUGACAACGCUGUUGGCGUGCGCACAGUUAUUGCAGUCGACCUUGACGGGGAUGGCGACAACGACCUCGUGUCCGCCUCGAAAGACGACAACACGGUCGCGUGGUACCCCAACGACGGUGCCGCCAGCUUUCCUGAGAAGGUCGUUAUCUCCAACACAUCGUUUGGCGCGUACAGCCUGGUGGCGCGCGACAUCGAUGCUGAUGGAGACAUGGACUUGUUUGUCGCGUCCAAUGGUGACGACACUGUGGCGUUGUGGCGUAACGAAGGCGCGGGGGUCUUCACAAAGACGAUCAUUUACGCUGAGGCCGACUUCGUUCUCUCAGUGACUGCCUUCGAUUUUGACCGCGACGGCGACAUGGAUGUGGCGUCCGCCUCGUACUUUGAUGGCAUCAUCAGGUGGUACGAGAACCUCGACGGCAACGGCACGACAUGGCAGAACCACACGCUGUACGUCGGAGCGCAGGGCCACUAUGUGAGCACGGGUGACCUGGACGGCGACGGCGACGAGGACCUCAUAGCUGUGACCAAGAGCGAGAACAGAGUGCAGGUCUUCUUUGCAGCCACCAGCUGCGACGAAGGCACGGGCGCCGACGCGGGCUCUGCUGCGUGCUGCCGGCUCGGGCAGAGCUUCAACGGGAGCGCGUGUGUCGCAUGCUCACCGGGAACAUACGGCAUCAUCGGAACCGACGGCCUUGCCGAGUGCACCGCCUGCCCUGCGACCUGCACGAUCCCGGGGCUGGUGGUCACGCCUGCGACAUGCUCAGGCGCACUGGGCCUUGCACUUGUAAUGCCGUGGGGCUCCUGCGUCACUGGCUGCGCCGACGCGUCGGCGAGUGCGGCCGCAUGCGACUGCCCCGACAACGAGUUCAAAUCGAACAUCACUGACACCUGCACGGCAUGUCCUUCUGGCCAGACCAAGCCGCCGUCCCCUACGCGUCCCCUCGUCUCCUUCGCGGCUGAGACGAUGUGGCAGGGCUUUCUGAACACCUGCGAAGUCGACUCCUCUCAGGCCAAGGUUGACCCCGUGCCCAUCAUAGCGGGCUGCGGCGGAGGCCUAUUGAUGCUAUUGCUCGGCUUCAUCGCGUACAAGCUCAUAGCGCGCUACCGCCAGGCUGUUGCCGAUAGCCAGGCAUAUGGCGCGUGGCUCGAGACGCAGGUGGACAACGCGUUGGCUAACGUCAAUAAGCUGGGAUUCUGUGUAUGCUUCCUGCCUCUGUCCGCGCUCAAAUCAGCGGGCAGGCUGCCAGCACACGAGGAGCUACGCAAUAGCGGCCUGCUGCGCAUGCUCGACACGUACGAGCAGGUGAUCGCCUUCAUCGAGCAACACCCGACAGUCUUCUUCAGCCACCAGUGGCUCGCCAGGACCGAGCCCGAUCCGAACGAUCGGCAUCUGAACGCGAUGCUUCGGGCCGCGGAGGCACUGUGUGACAAGGAGGGCGUCGAUUCGGACCAUCUCUACUGCUGGAUCGACUACGCGUGCAUCCCACAGGCCAACGCCGUCAUGAAAGCGCAGUCGAUCGCGACGAUUGCACUGUACGCAAGCGUGUGCCGCUACUUUGUGGCUGUUUGCCCCACGUUGCAGAAUGAGGGCGAUCUCUUUGAUGUGGACACGUACCAGCGGCGCGGCUGGUGUCGUCUCGAGCAGUGGGCGCGGCUGACAGUCGGCGGGCUGAAGGCGAUGUUCGUCUACAAUGGCACGCUCAACGAGCUCGCUGGCCACGUCGAGUGGUACGAGGACUCCAUCCGAGUGCUCCAGGGCAACUUUGCGGAGCCGGACGACAAGCUCAAACUCGUGCCGAUUAUCUUGGCCCUGUGGGCCUCGGCCCUCCGCAGCAGGCACGAAAACAACGACGACGUUGGUGUGUACGAGCUGGUGAACUUCAGCAAGAGCGAGGUUUUCCCGAAAGAGUACUUUGGCUCUCUCGUCACGCUACUCGAGGACAAGAUCGCGGGCGAGCUCACCUCGGGUGGCGACGACGCGACGUCGGCAUUCAAAAGUGCGCAGGGGCGGCCAAAGCAAGCAGAAGUGCUCUGCAGAGCACAGUUAGUGCCUCGCUCCCAUAGCUUUCGCAUCGUCGUUAUGAGUUUCUCGUUUACCUGCUCCAAGAAGGGGCCUGGCUGCUCUCACAGCGGCGCUGGUACGAGCGCUGCUGCUGCUGAGGGCGGCGAGGGGGCGGUGGCUCGUGGCUGGCAGCGACGGCUGUGCAGUGGCACGCGCACCCCAGAGGCGGAGAGCGGCGCCCGCGAGGCGUGGGCCGCAGUUGUUGCUGGCGGAGGUGGACCCGUUGUGUCUUCGCCCGACAUUGCGGCGGGGGGCGGAGUCUGGACUCAUUCUUAUUUUGCGAGGUCCCAGGAGCAAGCGGUGGGCACGGCAACCGACGAGGAGGACGACACAGGCGGCUACGUGGAGGGGUGGAAGGAAGCGGUGAAGGCGGGAGAGAUUCUGCUCUUCGACGAGGAGCGGGCGAAGGUGAUGCGGUAUGCUCCUGGCGGGGGCGCGGUCGAGGGCGCGGGGGUGGGUCGCGCAGUGCCCGCUGGCGGGGCAAGCGGCGAGGGGUCGCCGGGGGGGAUGAUGGGGAUGGUCUUUUCGGCGAGCACUACGGUGCUCGCGGAUUCGACUGUCCCCCCGGUCGUGCCCACCUUUUGA
This is a messenger RNA of Emiliania huxleyi CCMP1516, 3225 nucleotides long. RefSeq lists its product as hypothetical. Bases 1 to 3225 code for a protein of 1074 amino acids. The record is from RefSeq and is a predicted model, not a curated record. Lineage: Eukaryota; Haptophyta; Isochrysidales; Noelaerhabdaceae. The transcript is spliced from 9 exons.